Messenger RNA from Puccinia graminis f. sp. tritici CRL 75-36-700-3, 2677 nucleotides. RefSeq lists its product as uncharacterized. Gene Ontology annotation, biological process: mRNA splicing, via spliceosome. Bases 1 to 2403 code for a protein of 800 amino acids. Gene Ontology annotation, cellular component: Prp19 complex; spliceosomal complex. The transcript has 6 exons. The record is from RefSeq and is a predicted model, not a curated record. Lineage: Eukaryota; Fungi; Basidiomycota; Pucciniomycetes; Pucciniales; Pucciniaceae.
AUGGGAAAAAUCAGUGGGCUCGAAUAUCUUCCUUGUUGGUUCGGAAAACUCCCAAACAAUGCAAAGCGCGAUGCCGAGUGGUCAAAAGAGGAGGACGAGAAGCUACUUCAUCUUGCCAAGUUGAUGCCAACUCAAUGGCGCACAAUAGCACCGAUCGUUGGCCGAACAGCGAAUCAAUGUCUGGAGCGCUACCAACGUUUGUUAGAUGAAGCUGAGCAACGAGAGGCGGCCGAAGGGGAUGAUGAUCUAGGACUGACUGGGACCGGGGCCGAGGCUGGCCCGAGUGCUGAUGAUGUCCGAAGGCUACGGCCUGGUGAAGUGGAUCCUGAUCCGGAGGCUAAACCAGCAAGACCUGAUCCGAUCGAUAUGGACGAAGAUGAAAAGGAGAUGUUAUCUGAGGCACGUGCUAGGCUGGCGAAUACCCAAGGUAAAAAGGCGAAGCGGAAGGCACGUGAGCGACAAUUGGAAGAAGCUAGGCGAUUGGCCAUGCUGCAAAAGAAACGUGAACUGAAAGCUGCUGGGAUUGUAAUGCGAAUGAGACCCAAGAAAGAUGGGAUGGAUUACAAUGCUGAUAUUCCAUUCGAAAAACAACCUGCACCCGGAUUUUAUGACACGACGCAAGAGAAGAACAAGUUUACUGCUGCGCCGGUUGGGAAGAACCUUCGACAGCUCGACUCGCACAAGCGUACCCGUGCGGAGGACGAGGAAGAGCGACGAAAACGAGCAAGAAAGGCCAAGGAGAUGGCAGCUGAUAAAGAUGCCUCUGCUCAUUUUGUACCCGCCAAGGAUAAUCUGAUCCAGCGCCAAAAGGAAGAAGCCAAUAUUCUCAAACGACGCGCGUUGGUUUUACCUGAACCUCAAGUUGGAGACUCCGAGCUUGAAGAUAUUGUCAAGAUCGGCCAGGCUGGUGAAACAGCUAAAAGCUUGGUGGAAGACGGUGGCGAAGGCGCCAGCCAAGGCUUACUGGGAGAGUAUUCGACCCUUCAACAUGCUCAAACCGCCCGGACACCACGCACUCCGGCUCAAGCCGACAAUAUCAUGGCUGAAGCCAGAAACCUUCGCAACAUGACGAUGGCUCAAACUCCCUUACUCGGUGAAGCAAACACUCCAUUGCAUGAGCUGGUAGGGCGGGGCACAGGUUUUGAUGGUGCCACACCUUCGCGAGUUGUUACUGCAACUCCAAACCCACUCGCGACGCCUUUGCACAAAAAUGGUCGCGAUCCCAGCGCUACACCUGGUGGCGAUAGCGUCAGUGUUGAUGGCACACCCAUGAGGACUCCCACGACCCGUAAUACCCUCAAUAUCACCGCAGGUGAUGAUCGAUCGAUUGUGGGCGACACACCCCGCGCCCGUAAUAUGGACGUCAAACAACAAUUGAGACAAGGAUUCAUGGCGCUCCCGAAGCCGAAGAACGAUUACGAACUUGUCCUACCCGAAGAGGAGCAAGAGCGCAUCGCGGAACUGGUGGAUGAAGCGGGAUCAAUGAUCGAAGAUGCGGCUGAUCGUAAGGCGAAAAUGCAAGCAGUCCAGGCUGCCGAAGAACAGAAAGCGCUUGCGAGACGGUCCCAGGCCAUUCAACGGGGCCUUCCACGACCGGUCGAGUUGAAUGAAGAACGCCUGAGGAGGAGUUUGGAUCAAGGCUCAAGUAAACCAGAAGACGAUCUCGAGCGUCAGAUAAUGGACGAAAUGAUACAGCUGUUAUCACACGAUGCAGUGGUCUAUCCAAUCGCAGGUGGGAAGAUACCUGGAGGGGGACGAUCUGAUUUAGCCCCGAUAGAAGAUGAGGCGAUUGCCAAAGCCAAAGAGAUGGUACAUUUGGAGAUGGCCAACAGCUGCGGUUUCCCCGGCGCGAACGCCGACCAAAUCAGACGAGUCGCCGUCUUGGCGGAAGAAGAGCUCUUCAAACGGACUUGGGAAGAUUGUUCGAAGAAGUAUGCCUUUGAUGUACGCACGCUGAGCUGGGUGGAGUCCUCGACGCUGGACGAGAAUCAGAAGAUUGGUGGGUUGAAGUACAUGAUCGAUGAGGGGCGGACGAACAUGAUUAAAGAUGCGAACGCCUGUAACAAGGCGGAGAAGAAGUUAACCAAGCUGGUGGGUGGCUAUCAGGCUCGGUCGAAGGGACUGAGUGAGAAAUUGCGAUCCAGGGUGGCCGAGUUGGAUCGCUACCAAAUCGAGCUUGCCAGUUUUGAAAGACUCGAGAUCAAUGAACAGGGCGCGGCAAGAAGACGACUGGAGAAGUUGGAAGAAGAGGUUCAAACGUUGACUCGCAGGGGUAGAGAAGGGCAAGAUACUUACAAAGAACUUGUAGAUGCCAAGGCUCUGCUUCUGGUCGAAGUUGAAGACAUGAAAGCCGAGAUAACGAUGCGAGAAGUGGAAGCGGCAAACGAAGCAGCAUUGGCAUGAAUGGUGUUUGCGGGGUCGUGAAGAGACUCAAUCGGGAUGUUUCUUUUAUCUUCUCUCCCUUGAAUCCAUUCAAAACAACAGCCAAAGGCCAGACUAUCGCUGGGUUCAGACAAACGAUCCAAUAUUGUAAUUAGCAGGGGAAAAAAAACUGAUGGGUCAAGUUUAAUAACCACCCUAAUGCUUAGCGAAAUGUAUUACUCUUGAACGCCGCAAGGAAUUGCUGUAGGAUGUUAUCUCAUUAGGUCCUGGGAUCUAUCUACCUUUUGACUUGGCG